Messenger RNA from Myxozyma melibiosi, 1243 nucleotides. RefSeq names its product ribosomal RNA-processing protein 7-domain-containing protein. Lineage: Eukaryota; Fungi; Ascomycota; Lipomycetes; Lipomycetales; Lipomycetaceae. Gene Ontology annotation, cellular component: UTP-C complex; CURI complex. The record is from RefSeq and is a predicted model, not a curated record. The transcript has a single exon. Gene Ontology annotation, biological process: ribosomal small subunit assembly; rRNA processing. Bases 155 to 1225 code for a protein of 356 amino acids.
GCAGCAACGCAGCGAUACAAAAAUUUUUUUUAACUGAGAGGGUUAGGGCCCGGAGUUGGGACCAAAGCGUGAGCCGCACAGCGGAUUAUUUUUUCUUGCGUUUCUUCUUGUUACUGUCUAUCAGAAGUAGAAGAUAUAAGGAAAGAAGAGAAAGAUGGCAAAGAAGGCAGGGGAGAAAAGUCACAAGAAGAGCAAGAAGGUUGAGGCGCAGGUUAUUUCCGGGUUUUACGUGUUGCCGGUCGCGUUUCCUGGCACGACGAUGACCAACCUGGAUCGAGGAUCAGACGAGGAGGAGGAGGAGGAGGAGGAGGACGAAGAUGAGGACGAUUUCAGCUCGCAGAAUGUUCUGCAUUAUAUGUACGCGCGAGAACAUAAGACGCCGGGGUCGAAUGCGCCGUCGAAUACGUUGUUUUUGGCAAACUUGCCGAUCGACGCGACGACCAUGCAUAUCCAUGUUCUGAUAUCUCAACUCCUCGGCGAGCACAAGGACGAAGACGAGAGCGACGAAGAGGAAGAGCAAGGAAGAACUCGCAAGCGGAAAGAAAAAGUCUUGCCGACUUCAGUUACCUUCCUCCCAUCCCCCACCGGCUCGCAAUUCAACCUGAUCCCUGCCCUCUCGUCCCUCACGGGCCUGCAGAAAUCAGACAAAGCCUCCUCAUCAAUCCGCAGAAUCCUCCCCUCCAACUCCUCCGCCCACGUCACCUUCGCCUCCGCACCCUCUCUCGCUCGCAUCCUCGCGAUCCUCAAAUACAAACAAGCAUCCCCCCCAUUCUGGACCCUGCCGAACGCAUCCUCUCCCGCCGCAUCCUCAGGCGCCUCGGGAUAUUCGCGCUACACCGCCAUCCACGCGCGCAGAUUCGUGCCCGCGCAGGUGCUGCAGUCGACGGUGGACUCGUUCAUGGAGCGGUUCAACGCUGAAGAAGAAGAGCGCGAGCGCGCGGCUAAGCGUGCGAGAUCCGAGCCGGACGCAGAUGGGUUUGUGACGGUCACGCGCGGAGCGGGCGCGGGGCGCGGGGGCGUGGCGGUGUCGAGUGAUGCGGUUAGAGAGGCGGCGAAGGAGAAGAUGAAGAAGAAGGAGUUGAAGGAUUUCUACAGGUUUCAAGUGCGUGAGCGGAAGAAGGAGAGGAUGAAUGAUUUGCUGAUGAAUUUCAAAAAGGAUCAGGAGAAGAUCGUGGAGUUGAAGGCGAAGCGGAAGUUUAAGCCGUUUGCAGGAAGCAUGGCGUGAAGCAGACAAAUAUAUGGA